AUGGUCAUCGCUACAGCCGAACACAAGGAUCACGUUCUCGACGAGUCAGCGGUGAGAAAAUCUGCAGCCGACGACCCUGUCUACCAACUACUACUGGCCAAAGUGUUGGCCGCGGACUGGCACCCACACAAGGCGCAAGAAGUGGCCUGCCUGCGCCCGUUCUAUGGCGUGAGGGACCGGUUGGCAGUCUCUCAAGACCUUGUCACAUACACCUUUGACCAGGGUUGUGUGCGACUCGUGAUUCCUGAGCCCCUCCGCCCACAGGUAGCAGCAAACUUACACGCUGGUCACCAAGGGCUAGAUUCCAUGCUGCGGAGGGCAAGGCAAUGUGUAUACUGGCCCGGGUUGGAAGGGGACCUGCAACACUACCGGGCGUCGUGCACGUCAUGCGAGACGCACGCUCCCUCUCAGCCCUCAGAAACACUCGUCAUCACGCCGCCCCCAGAGUACCCAUUCCAAUCCACAGUGGCGGACAUGUUUCAGCAUGAGGGGCACACCUACAUGGUCUACGCUGACAGGCUCACUGGAUGGCUAGAACUCGCCCAUUUCCCACACGGUGCUACAUCUAAUAAAAUCAAGAGUCAAAUGAGGCAGUACUUCAAGCGAUGGGGCGCCCCGGAACAGCUGUCCACUGAUGGGGGGCCGAACCUGGCGAGCGAGGAAAUGUCGGAAUUCCUCAAGAAGUGGAGUGUCAUUGCACGCCUGUCCUCAGCACAGUACCCACAGUCAAACGGGCGGGCCGAAGCAGCGGUCAAGACGGCCAAAAGAAUCAUCAGAGCCAACACAGGUAGUGGGGGCUCAUUGGACACGGACAAAACCUCCCUCGCUGUGCUGCAAUACCUUAACACCCCGCUGCGAUCUGUCAACAAGUCCCCCGCCCAACUUGCCACCGGAAGGCAGCUGCGUGAUGGCGUGCCAACAGCCCGACGACAUUACAAGGUGGACAGGCACUGGGGAAGGACGCUGCGUGAGAGAGAAGUGAAAAUGGGGGAGGAAGGCAACACCCUGAUGGCAACCUGCACACCCAGACAGCUCCGGCCCCUGUCCCCCGGCACACGAGUAAGGAUGCAGAACCAGGCCUGGGGCACGUGGGACCGCACGGGCUUGAUCGUGGAGGCGCUGCCCUACAGGCAGUACACCGUCAGGCUUGAUGGUAGCGGCCGAAUAAGUCUCAGGAACAGGAAGCAUCUGCGGCCCGUCGCUGAGUCAACCCCACCGCCCGCACCGCCAACCCUGCGCCCACCAACCCCGCCGGCCGCUCAACCAACCACGACACCCACACAAGUCUCAACCCCCACCCAACCUCAGCUACGCCCCGCACCCAGGAGGCAGGUGCGGCGACCGGGGUGGCUGAGCGACUAUGUGUAA
Molecule: messenger RNA, 1368 nt
Organism: Scylla paramamosain (green mud crab)
Lineage: Eukaryota; Metazoa; Arthropoda; Malacostraca; Decapoda; Portunidae
Exons: 1
Coding region: 1-1368 (455 amino acids)
Biological process (GO): DNA integration
Molecular function (GO): nucleic acid binding
Source: RefSeq, a predicted model, not a curated record